GACUCAUCAGAGCAUACACCACAGCACCAGGUCUCAUUCCUCUUGCCCAAGACGAGGCUUGGCAACUAGCACGUCUUGACCUCGUGCUGCUUCUCUGUGAGCCUUGUUCAUCUUAUCGACAAAGGUCUGCCUAUUCUUUCAACACCCGUGCAUUCACCAAGAGAGCAAUCGCCAGACGCAUCCUUUGAGCCAUGACGACCGCGCCAAAGUCGAUUGCACGCGUCUAUGCGGAUGCCAACACAAAUGCACCCCGCCACUACUGGGAUUAUGAUGAAUUGCAAGUUGCUUGGAGCACGCAAGAAAAUUAUGAGAUUGUACGCAAGAUUGGCCGUGGCAAGUACUCGGAGGUCUUUGAAGGAAUCCACAUUGUCAACAAUGAAAAGUGUGUCAUCAAAGUACUCAAACCCGUCAAGAAGAAGAAGAUCAAGCGGGAAAUCAAGAUUUUGCAAAACUUGGCAGGUGGGCCGAAUGUUGUGUCUUUGCUCGAUAUUGUUCGUGAUCCACGCAGCAAGACACCUUCGCUCAUCUUUGAGCACGUCAACAAUACCGAUUUCCGAGUCUUGUAUGCGACCUUCACGGAUAUGGAUAUUCGGUAUUACAUUCGUGAGCUUCUCAAGGCGCUUGACUUUUGUCAUUCGCGUGGCAUUAUGCAUCGCGACGUUAAACCACACAAUGUUAUGAUUGACCAUCAAAGACGGCGGCUACGGCUCAUUGAUUGGGGUCUUGCAGAGUUCUACCAUCCAGGCACCAAGUACAAUGUGCGUGUUGCAUCACGUUACUUUAAAGGUCCAGAAUUGCUGGUGGAUUUCCAAGACUACGACUACUCCCUCGACAUGUGGAGUUUGGGUGCCAUGUUUGCGAGCAUGAUUUUCAAGAAGGAACCCUUCUUCCACGGCCACGACAACAAUGACCAGCUCGUCAAGAUUGCAAAAGUGUUGGGUACAGAUGAACUGUUUGCCUAUCUCGACAAGUACGACAUUGAACUCGACCAGCACUUUGACAAUAUUCUGCAACGGUUUGAGCGUAAGCCAUGGACGCGAUUUAUUACAAGUGAGAACAAGCAUUGGGUCUCGAAUGAGGCGCUUGACUUUUUGGAUCGAUUACUGCGCUAUGACCACCAGGAGCGGUUGACGCCGAAAGAGGCGAUGCGGCAUCCAUACUUUGCACCAUUGCAGCCCAUGACACCGGGAGCGAGCUAGUGGGUGGCUAGUCGUUUGUUCGGUUUAGGAGAACAAAAGGCAAUGGUCUAGACUUGCUUGUGCGUCAGCUGCAGCAAAGGCAAGCAUGGGCAUGUCUUCGUAUGACUGGGUGCUGCGUUGCAACGUUGUCGUCUUGUUUGAGCAUGUAGUUGCCUUGCGUCCAUACACAAUUCUCCUUGCAUGUGUCUUGCCGUACCUGGCCUCUACUCGCCUAUACUUCUCUCUGACCCCUACACGCCCUCCUGCCUAGU
This is a messenger RNA of Protomyces lactucae-debilis, 1450 nucleotides long. Its product is annotated as kinase-like domain-containing protein. Gene Ontology annotation, cellular component: nucleus; protein kinase CK2 complex; cytosol. Lineage: Eukaryota; Fungi; Ascomycota; Taphrinomycetes; Taphrinales; Protomycetaceae. Bases 192 to 1199 code for a protein of 335 amino acids. The transcript has a single exon. Gene Ontology annotation, biological process: regulation of transcription by RNA polymerase III; DNA damage response; protein phosphorylation. Gene Ontology annotation, molecular function: protein serine/threonine kinase activity; ATP binding. The record is from RefSeq and is a predicted model, not a curated record.